This is a messenger RNA of Bipolaris sorokiniana ND90Pr, 2058 nucleotides long. RefSeq lists its product as uncharacterized. The coding region runs from base 79 to 1743 and encodes 554 amino acids. Gene Ontology annotation, molecular function: transmembrane transporter activity. Lineage: Eukaryota; Fungi; Ascomycota; Dothideomycetes; Pleosporales; Pleosporaceae. The transcript is spliced from 4 exons. Gene Ontology annotation, biological process: transmembrane transport; amino acid transport. Gene Ontology annotation, cellular component: membrane. The record is from RefSeq and is a predicted model, not a curated record.
AGAUUUGUUUUGCGACAACUUCCCAGGCCCAUUCCGACUCCAGGCUCCCUCUUCACAGACGAUAGCGACACGCCCACAAUGUCUGACUACCGCUACGGCACCCAGUCGGAUGCCUAUGCCGCUGACCACGGCCAUGCCCUGCGCCCCAAUGGCAUCGAGAAGGACUCUAAGUUGGGCAACACCUACUCAGGGUCUGGAGACGAUGUUGCUGGCCCCAGCGAUCCAGAUGGUCUCCUCGCUGCCAUGGGCUACAAGGCCGAACUGGUGCGAUCAAGAUCAACUGCCCAAGUUGCCUUCAUGUCCUUCGUUCUGGCUUCCGUCCCUUACGGUUUGGCAACCACCUUUUACUAUCCCGUAGUUGGUGGCGGUCCUACCAACAUCAUCUGGGGCUGGCUCGCCGUAUCCCUCAUCAUCCUCGCCGUUGCCGCUUCCCUCGGCGAGAUUACCAGUGUUUACCCCACUAGUGGCGGUGUCUACUACCAAACCUUCAUGAUUACGCCUCCCGCUUACCGCAAAAUCGCCUCGUGGAUAUGUGGUUGGUGUUUCGUAGUCGGCAACAUUACCAUUACUCUUUCAGUCAACUUUGCUACAGCCCUCUUCGUCGUGGCAUGCGCCAAUGUCUACGAAUCCUCUCCAGGUGUUGGUGUACUGGCAGGCGAGCCCUAUCAAGUUUUCCUCAUCUUCCUUGCCAUCACCCUCCUCUGCAACUGCGUGUCUGCCUUUGGCAACAAGUACUUGCCCUGGCUCGAUACCUUUGCCAUUUUCUGGACCUUUGCUGGUGUGAUUGCCAUUGUCAUAUGCGUCCUUGCCAUUGCGAAGAAUGGUCGCCGAAGCGCCGAAUACGUCUUUACUGAAUUCGAUCCCUCUAACUCUGGAUGGGUCCCCGGGUGGUCUUUCAUGGUCGGACUCCUCCACGCUGCCUACGCAACCUCCUCCACUGGAAUGAUCGUCUCGAUGUGUGAAGAAGUCAGAGAGCCAGCCACCCAGGUCCCCAAGGCCAUGGUCGCUACCGUUGCAUUGAACACUAUCUGCGGCCUUGUCUUCCUCAUCCCUCUCGUAUUCGUCCUCCCCAACCAGGCCGACCUCGCAGCUCUGGUUUCUGGACAGCCCGUACCCGUCAUUAUCAAGAGCGCAGUAGGAUCUUCUGGUGGAACUAUUGGACUGCUCGUUCCCCUCCUUGUCCUAGGACUGAUUUGCGGUAUCGGAUGCACGACUGCUGCAUCCCGUGCUACCUGGGCCUUCUCUCGUGAUGGCGCUAUCCCAGGCUACAAGCUGUGGAGGACUGUCAACACCAAGCUUGAUGUCCCGCUCAACGCUAUGAUGCUCAGCAUGGGAAUCCAGAUCAUCCUUGGUGUUAUCUAUUUCGGUGCCGCCGCCGCUUUCAAUGCCUUCUCUGGUGUUGGUGUCAUUUGCUUGACAUUGAGCUAUGCAGCCCCUAUCCUGGUCUCCCUCCUUACCGGCCGCAAGCAAGUCAAGACUGGAGAAUUCCACCUCGGAGUGCUCGGUACCUUCUGCAACGUUGUCGCUCUUGCCUGGUCCGCCCUUGCCACUCCUCUCUUCUGCAUGCCCACUUUCCGCGAAGUCACCCCCGCAACCAUGAACUACGCUUCCGUUGUGCUUGCCGCCGUCGUUGUCAUCUCAACCAUCUGGUAUUUCGUCUGGGGCAAGAAGAACUACGAGGGACCCCCAACGCACGAGGACGCUAUUCUUGAGGCUAGGAGAGCCAGCAUGGCAAGUCGCUAAGAGAGAUGCUCUAAUGUGUACGAUGAUAGCAUCACGCCAAAGAAGAGUGAAAGAGGACGAAACUGCAUGAGUUGUUGUCCUCUAGUCUUGUCUUUGCAAUGAGAUACUGAGCGCAUUCUUUGUAUAAGACGCUAUUGUUGUUUUUUCUCAGUAAUGCAGUCUUGAUACCCCCUCGAUUUCCUGUACAUACUACACAGCCUCCUUUCCUCACCACUAAGCACUAGCGACAAUGCAGUACGUAGGAUUCUGAUUUAGUAGUAUUGUGAAAGAAGUUUCCCCCAUAUUGCCGAGAGUAGCACCGCAACUGCAACAUUC